Molecule: messenger RNA, 1749 nt
Organism: Microthlaspi erraticum
Lineage: Eukaryota; Viridiplantae; Streptophyta; Magnoliopsida; Brassicales; Brassicaceae
Source: the annotation of a GenBank genome assembly
AUGGAUACUGUGAAGUCAAUCAAAGGAUACUUCAAAGUAGAUGAAGCGCAAGAUCAAGCGUCGAAGAGAAAGACGUUGAAACGGUAUCUUUUCUUGAGCGUUUCCUUCGUGGUUCUGGUGGCCUUUGUCAUCAUCGGCACUACGGUUGGCGUUUCUCAUGGCCGGAACAACCAUUCCGAUGCCUCCACACAGAGUUCAACUCCGAACCUGACACCAGCCGUUUCGCUCAGGUCAGUUUGCAGCGUGACUGACUUCCCUGAUUCAUGUUUCUCCAGCAUCUCCAAGAUCCCAUCGUCCAACACGACGGAUCCGGAGGUUCUCUUCAAGCUUUCCCUGAAGGUGGUGGUCGACGAGCUCGCUUCUAUCUCCGAUCUGCCGAAGAAGCUCUCCGAAGAGACCGACGAUGCGCGACUCAAAUCAGCUCUCAGUGUUUGCCGAUCUAUGAUAGACGACGCCAUGGACAGUCUCAACGAGACUAUCUCCGCCAUGGAAGCCGGAGACGUGAAGAACAUCGUCGACGAUCUCAAAACGUGGCUCACCGCUGCCUUAACCUACCACGAGACGUGUUUCGAUACACUCGACGAGCCUAGCCCGAGCAACAAGACCGUCAACGCCAACUCCACAUUAAUCUCGCAGUCUCUAAAAUCCUCCAUGCAAAACUCCACGGAGUUAACGAGCAACAGUCUAGCGAUCGUCGCAAAGGUCAUCUCCACGUUGAGCGAUUUCAACAUCCCUAUUCACAGGAGACGGCUACUCGCUUUCCCAAGUUGGGUCAAGCCAGGGGUGCGCCGGCUACUUCAGGAGAAGAAAGUAAAGCCUAACGUGACGGUUGCAGCUGAUGGCUCCGGUGACGUGACGACGAUCACCGAGGCUGUGUUAAAGGUCCCGUUCAAGAGUAACACUACGAUCGUUAUAUACGUCAAGUCCGGUACCUAUGAGGAGAAUGUAUUUAUGGAUAAGAGCGCAUGGAAUGUCAUGAUCUACGGAGACGGAAGCUCCAAGACCAUCAUUUCCGGCAACAAGAACUGCAUCGACGAUGAGUCGCUUCACACCUACCAAACCGCCACAUUCUCGAUUCUAGGGAAAGGCUUCGUGAUGAAGGACAUCGGGAUCAUCAACACGGCCGGACCGGAGAAGCACCAGGCGGUGGCGUUUCAUUCACAAUCCCAUGAGUCUGUCUUCUACCGAUGCUCUUUCGACAGCUACCAAGACACUCUCUACACACACAGCAACCCCCAAUUCUACCGUGAAUGCGACGUCACCGGUACAGUAGAUUUCAUAUUCGGAAACGCCGCCGCCGUCUUCCAGGACUGCACCAUCCGGCCACGUCAGCCUCUUCCCAACCAGUUCAACGCAAUCACCGCCCAGGGUAAGUCGGCUUCGAAUAUGGCUUCCGGGAUUGUGAUCCAGCGUUGCAAAAUCUAUCCCAACGGAAAGGUAACCGCUGCGACGUAUCUCGGCCGUCCGUGGAAGAAGUACUCCACGACUGUGUUUAUGGAGUCGGAGAUUGGAGCGGUCGUGGAUGCCGCCGGGUGGAUGCGGUGGGAUGCGAGUGUGGACCCGCCUUCGAGUAUUCUUUACGGAGAGUAUAAGAAUUCGGGUCCUGGUUCGGGUUUGACCAAGAGAGUUAAAUGGGCCGGGUACAAGCCCGUUAUGUCUGAUGCGGAGGCGAAGAAGUUUACGGUUGCCUCGUUUCUCCAAGGGAACAAGUGGUUACCGGCCGAUGGAGUGCCGUAUCAGCUCACUUAG